Messenger RNA from Trifolium pratense (red clover), 1791 nucleotides. RefSeq lists its product as uncharacterized. The record is from RefSeq and is a predicted model, not a curated record. NCBI's taxonomy places the organism in Eukaryota, Viridiplantae, Streptophyta, Magnoliopsida, Fabales, Fabaceae. The coding region runs from base 1 to 1791 and encodes 596 amino acids. The transcript has a single exon. Gene Ontology annotation, biological process: meristem maintenance; meristem development.
AUGGAGGUGAGGGAUGAUUUCAUGCUUUCACCAGCUGGUGACAGUAAACCAACUUUCAGAACUGCUCAUUUUCUCAAACCAAUUGCAAACUCCAUUGAAGAAUCAUCUUUCAAGUGUAACCCAUUUUCAAGUGUAACCCAUUUUGACCCAAAUGAAUGGCCUUUGAAAAUCCAUUUCAAUGGGUGGCGUUAUUCACAAACCAAAUGGCUUAAAUGGGUUGAUCAACUUCAACUGAGAUAUGAAACAGUGUGGAAGAAAGUUGGUAUCUUUGAAGCUAUAAUGAGCACAAAGUGUCGCAUAAAGAAAUAUCAUGACUUGCUAUAUGGUAUUGUUGAGAAAUGGUGUUCUGAGACAAAUACCUUUGUGUUUCCAUUUGGUGAGGCAACUAUCACUUUGGAAGAUGUCAUGGUUUUAGGGGGUUACCCUGUUGUUGGUGAUCCUGUUUUCAUUUCACUUCAAGACCAAGAAAUGAGAGAAGUUGAAGAGAAAUUGAUCCUUGCAAGACAACAACUUACUAAUAAAGGAGGUAAGGCUACAACAUCAUUAUGGAUGGAUAUUUUCAUUGAUAAAGGUAGUGAAAUUGAACAUGAAGCAUUUCUUGCUACUUGGUUGUCGGCUUUUGUUUUUCCUCAUAGAAUUUUGGUCAAAAGUUGUUUGUUUCCAAUUGCUAUUCAUCUUGCUAGAGGGAAUCCAAUUGCUUUGGCACCAGCUGUUUUAGCUAGCAUAUAUAGGGAUUUAACUUUGUUUAAGAAAACAAUAGCUGAUAGAUAUCCUCUAGAAGUUACUCUUUCAUCGCCCUUUUACUUGGUUCAAAUUUGGGUGUGGGAGAGGUUCAAAACCUUACAACCACAACCCUCGUUAAUCGACCAUGGAGACCCUUUGUUGUUUAGGUGGCGUAGGGUUAAAGAUUUCGAAAUUGACAAUGUUAGGUUGGCAUUAGACUCGGCUAAGGAUGAUUUUCAUUGGCGUCCAUAUGUUAGAUCUUCUGGUAUGUAUGGGAUGUUUUAUCCAAAUGAUGAAAAUUUGGUACCAUUUAAGAAGGAUUUGGAUAAACAAAUGCUCUCAUUCAUUAUAUGCUUAAGAGUUUCGGAGCUUGUCCGAUUUGACUCUAUAGAGAAAUAUCUUCCACAUAGAGUGGCAAUGCAAUUUGGAAUUGAUCAAGAUGUUCCAGGUUGUGUGCCUAGGUUCAGUGAGACUAAAGAGAUUGCUUGGAAAAACUACUGCAGGCCCAUGAUGGAUAAAGAUUUGUAUUUUCCAUCGAGAUUUUUUGAGGCUGAUGUUACCUCCCGUUAUUCAACGUGGUGGAAGCAAUCGGUAUUGAGCCAGUGUUGUUUAGGCUCUUCAGAAUAUCAUGGAAAGAUAUUACCACUGAAAAGGCCAAUUUCAGCAGCUAACAUUGAACCUACAAUAGAGAAUUUGGAGGAAGUUUUUGAAGAUGCACAUGGGAGCAAAGAAGCAAGGAUGUCUCAAGGUGAAAGCAAAAGAUUUUCUAUGAGAAAAAAAGUAACUGCUGUGCAGCAUGAUUUUCAGUUUCACUCUGAUAUGAUUGCUGAAGCAAAAGGUAAAGAAACAGUUGAAGAAAAAGAAAAAGAAAGAAAAGAAAGUGAUCAUGAAGUUGUGGUUUUGUUAAAAGAGCAAUCCUUGAAAAAUCAACAGGAACUCGCUCGUCUGGCCAAACAACAAGAAGAGAUCUUAAGGUUAAUGGAUUUGAGGGAGAAGCGGGAUGAAGAGUUGAGGCAACUCCUAACUAGUGUUCUAAGGAAUCAACAAACACCAUCAUCGGCUUCUUAA